This is a messenger RNA of Racocetra fulgida, 573 nucleotides long. The record is from the annotation of a GenBank genome assembly. NCBI's taxonomy places the organism in Eukaryota, Fungi, Glomeromycota, Glomeromycetes, Diversisporales, Gigasporaceae.
AUGAAUGUUCGAACACUUUUGAAUUCAAAUAUAACUAUUCCAAUUUCUUUAAAAGCGAAUCAAUCGGGAUUUAAUGUUCCAUCAGAUGUUUCAAAACCUUUGAUAAUGAUCGGUCCUGGUACAGGAGUGGCCCCAUUUAUUGGUUUUCUUCAACAUAGAGAACAACUAAUUUUGUCUGAAAAGAAAAUAGACAAUGAUAAACAUUUAGGUGAUAUGUGGUUAUUUUAUGGAUGUAGGGAUAAAGAAAAAGACUUUUUGUACCGUAAAGAAUUAGAAGGUUUUGUAGAACGAGGGGUUUUAAAAGAACUAUUUAUUGCUGUUAGUCGAGCACCUGGUGCUGGCUUAGAUGGAAAACCAAAAUAUGUUCAAGAUCUUAUGAGGAUUCAAAGUCAAAAUUUAUUUGAAUUAAUAACAAAAAAAGAUGCUAUGAUUUUUGUUGAUGCCAAAGGUAUGGCAAAGGGUGUAAACGAUGCUUUGGCUGAUAUUCUCGUAGAACACAGUCAUAUGCAACAAUCAGAUGCAUUAGAUUUAUUAAAGAAAUGGAUAAAGGAAAACCGAUAUUUACGUGACUUG